Molecule: messenger RNA, 715 nt
Organism: Prorocentrum cordatum
Lineage: Eukaryota; Dinophyceae; Prorocentrales; Prorocentraceae
Source: the annotation of a GenBank genome assembly
GAGCUUCUGAGCUGCCGAGCUGGAGGCUGGAGAGCUGGGCUGGCGACGCUGGCGAGCGCCGGCCCCGCCCGCGGCGCCCGCGGCUCGCGGAGGAGAUGGCGAGCUCAUCUCAAGGCUGCGGCUCGCAGCCUCCAGAGCCGCCGCGCGCCGCCGGCGCCACCCUCGACGAGGGCACGCUCAACGCCAUCGAGUUCAAGCGCCAGGUCGCCAGGAAGCUGCGCCAGUUCAAGCACGAGACCCCCAGGCUGGGCAUGUGCAUCUACUUCGUGGUGUCCAUCUUGGCGCUGUCUUCCUUGAACACGGGCCGUACCAUAGCCUUCAGUCUGAUCACGGAGCUCCCGAGCCCGCACUGGCGCAACUACUUCUUGUCCUUCGGCUCCGAGGUGUUCACCAUGGGCAGGGGCGUGGGCCCCAUCCUGGCCGGCUGCAUCGCCGACAGGCGCGUGCUGAUCGGCGUGUGCGCAGUUUCCGCAUGGUGGGUGGGCCACGCCUGGGCCAGGGGCGCGUUGGAGCACGAGGAGCACGAGCUCGGCCCGGCCAGGGCAGAGCUCGGCGAGGCGCCGCUGGAGCAGGAAGCGGAGCCAACUAUGAUGGACGAGAUCAGGAAGGACAUCGACGAGUGGUGGUCGGCGUUCGAGUGGUGGGCAUCGACGAGUGCCCCCAGUGGCGCUACGCCUUCGCGGCGCGAGGGGGGCACCCCGGCCGCCAAGGCGCG